GGAAUUAAUCACUCGUCCCCGCUCCCGUUUCGGACCAGUAACUAUGCUGUAGUUGGAAGUAGAGGCAAAUGCGCUGGUAAAGUUGUUGGCCAUCAAUCCCUGCAAUCUGCAAUAAAAGCGAAACCCGAACGGCAGCUCAGCGCCGUUGAGGCAGGGAGCUUCUCCUACGCCGAGUUGCUCGCCGCAUUCCAGAAUCGAAGAUCGGAGGAGAGAAGACGGAAGAAGAGUUGAAGCCAUGGUAGGACCAAACCGGCCACUUUUCGUUCUCUUCGGGUCUUCGAUCGUUCAGUACAGCUUCAGCAACGGCGGAUGGGGCUCCAUUCUCGCUGACAUCUACGCGCGCAAGGCUGACAUUCUUUUGCGCGGAUAUAUUGGCUGGAACUCGAGGCGUGCACUACAGGUGCUCGAUAAAAUCUUUCCCAAGGAUGCAACAGUGCAACCUUCUCUAAUUAUUGCUUAUUUUGGCGGCAACGAUUCAAUUGGACCUUAUCCAUCUGGCUUAGGCCCUCAUGUACCACUGCCUGAAUAUAAGGAGAACAUGAGAAAGAUUGCUGCUUACCUUAAGAAUCUGUCAGAAACCACGCGUGUUAUUUUCCUUAGUUGUCCUCCUCUCAACGAAGAAAGGCUUCUUCAAUCUACAAGCCCUGCAUUAAGCGAGAUAGUUCGGACGAAUGAAACCUGCCGGCUAUACUCUGAAGCUUGCAUACAAGUUUGCGAGGAGUUUAACUUGAAGGUUAUUGACCUCUGGACUUCAUUUCAACAAAGGGAUGAUUGGGCUGAUACAUGUUUUACUGAUGGUCUCCAUUUUUCAUCUGAAGGGAGUAAGAUAGUUGUGGAGCAAAUACUGAAGAUUCUCAAAGAGGCAGAUUGGAAUCCAUCUCUUCAUUGGAAGUUUAUGGCGACAGAGUUUGCAGAGGAUUCAUCUUAUGAUCUUGUUGCUUCUGAUGGAAUCUCCACCAUUAAUCCUUCGGAGUGGACUUUUCACAGAGAAAUUCAGUGGGAUUAGAUUUCUUCUGCUCUAUUUUGUUCCUGAACGUUUACCUGUAGUUCUUCCUUGAUUUGAAAGUUCUUCAUAUGGUCUUAAGGAAAUAUAGCCGUUGUUUAUUACCGUUAAAUUUAAACUCAUAUAUAUGGAAGGUAGUUCAUUAUGAUCAGAUUGGUGGGCUGUAUCAGAUCAUUAUGCUUCAUAUUGUGAAUUGUAAAUGGGAUCUGCUGCU
Messenger RNA from Phalaenopsis equestris, 1217 nucleotides. RefSeq names its product GDSL esterase/lipase CPRD49. The transcript is spliced from 6 exons. Bases 236 to 1006 code for a protein of 256 amino acids. Gene Ontology annotation, molecular function: hydrolase activity, acting on ester bonds. NCBI's taxonomy places the organism in Eukaryota, Viridiplantae, Streptophyta, Magnoliopsida, Asparagales, Orchidaceae. The record is from RefSeq and is a predicted model, not a curated record.